GAAUGAACCUCUGCACAGCGCAUCACACAAGUGGUGCACAAGCUGUCGCGCGCGCUCUCGCUGUUCCACAUCUCUCGCACCUCCACUUCAGCCACUUUUUUUUUCUUUUUUUUUUUUUUCUUUUUACCAAGCCUGAUCCACAUGACAACCUUUAAAAAGAAAGAAAAGAGGACAAAAGCCACCGGGUAACGGUGAAGGACGGUGGAGAGCAGGAUGGACUCACGAUGAGAAGACUGUUAAUUCUCAGACAGACAGGAGAACCGCUGUCGCAGAGGAGGAGGAAAACAGGGGACGGAGGAGAGAGGCAAGCAGCUAUUUGCGGUGACUUUGGGAAUUUCGCUCCGACGAAAAGAGCGAGACACCACAUUCCUCUGAAUGCCAACAUUUACCGAGGGUGAGAUUAAUAAUAAUAAUAAAAAGGCGCACUGGGACUACCAUGCUGGACCAGAAAAUUGCCCAUUUUGGCGACCAUUGUUUGGUAGUUUGGCCAGUUAAGGAAACGUCUGCUUUGAAGUAGCCAAGUCGCGGCGUAAUUGUCGUUUAAAAAGCUUGGGGGAAAAAAGAAGAAAAAGCUGAGGAUUCUCUGUUUCCAUUGUAGACAGCCAUUGCUAAGAGUGUGGCUUAACCGGGGAGCAAGGUGGGCUCACCUAAGGGGUAAAGGAGGACUGUUUUAAGAGAUACCCCACCUCCUCCUCCCCCUUACAUAAAUGUUUGCGUGCCGUUAGUGCUCUCGGUCUCGGUCGACCCCCUCUCCCUCGGAAUAGGUUGCUGAGCCUCACACGCAGGCGGACGCAUCUCAUAUGCAUAUAUAGACACAGACAAACCUGGACAUUAUCUCGCACGCACGCCAUCACAAAUCUCAUAUACAUUCCUAAUUACACUGACAGACGUCGUCUCUCUUACCUCGCUAACCCUCCGCCAACCCUCUCACCUCCACCCCACUGUCUGAUGACUCCCCGGCGCACAGGUGGACGUGGUACGGAGCCUACUGUAGCAUCAUCAUCUUCGUCUUCAACUCAUCCACUGUCAUCAUCACUAUCCUCCUCCUCUUACUCAACAACACCAUGUCCUCGUCGUCGCGUAAGAUCUCCUCCGAGUCAUUCAGCAGCUCGGUGGGUUCGGAUUGUGGGCUCGAAAGCCCCGGGGGAGACGGAGGGGAUAGUGGGUUGGAGCCGGCGGACGAGAUCCGAGGUUGCCCCUUUUCCUCUUUUCCGUCCUCCCACAGAGCGGCUCUCUGGAACGGCCGCAGCCCUUCCGAGAGGUCGGCGUGCCCAGCGGGCGAGGAACAGCAAGGACCCUGUAUACCCCUCAAGAGAGCUACCAGGAGGAGACGGGUGAACCUAGAUUCACUGGGAGAAAGCCUCAAGCGACUGACCUCACCCACGACACAGACUGUUCAGGAAGCUCUACAACGAACUCUUCAGUUCUACAGACAACAAGAGAUCAGGUGCCAGGAAGUUGGAAGUGGGGAGAGACGAAGAGAGAAGAAAGAAGAGAAGUGCCCAUUUCUAGAAAAUUCUGGUUCAGAGGAAGAUGUCCUACAAAUCCUUCAGUACAUGGCCACAAUAUUAGGAGUACCAUUCUGUGAGCUGCGAGAGCAUUUUGGAGAGGAGUUCUUUGGCCUCUGCUUUGAAGAAAAUGAGCGAGUGCUUCGAGCUGUGGGUGGCAACCUCCAGGAUUUCUUCAAUGGUUUUGAUGCUAUUUUAGAACACAUUCGCACCUCAACGGGUCGCCGUGCCUCAUCUGAAAGCCCCUCCUUCCAGUGCAAGGAUCCCCUCGAGCAGGAGAAAGGGAGAAGAAAAUUGGACAAAGUUGGAAAUGAAAGAGAUAAAAGGGGGAAGGUGUUGCUUCUUCACUGUUUCAACCCUGCGCCUGUUGUUGGAUUGGUCAUGCCAGGUUUGAUCAGAGCUGUUGCCAGGCGGAUCUUUCACUCAGAAGUUGAGGUGGAAGAGGUGCCACCUUUAACUCCCCUGCUGCCUAAUGAAGAUACGGAGCAUACAGAUGGUGACUCGACAACCCCCACUCCCACUGCGUCCCCCACAGCAUCACCCUCCUCAUCCCCAUCUCCUCCCUCUCUUUUUCCAACCUCUGUUCCUACAGUAUGCCUUUCCUUUCAAAUCCAGGAGACAUGUCCAUCCUCCCUCUCUUCCCAUCCAAAUUCAGGCUCAGUGAGCACUAAACGGCCCCCUCUCUCACUCUCCACCAAUCCCAGUGAUCUGUGCAUUGGCCUGGCCACCUUUUGCCGUGCCUUUCCAUUUCACCUUGUCCUUGGACCUCGCAUGGAGCUACUGCAGCUUGGAGAAGGACUGAGAAGACAGGCUCGCAUUGAACCACACCGAAGCUUCUCUUUUAGGGACUGUUUUGAGAUUGUCUCACCUAAGAUGGAGCCCUCAUUCCAGGGCAUUCUGCUGAGGCUUGCAUCCCCAUUCACCAUCCGUACUAGACCUGACACCACACAGACCGGCACUAAGGAAAAGGUGAUGGAGUUAAAGGGUCAGAUGAUCCAUGUGCCUGAGUCCUGCUCCCUGAUGUUUUUGGGCUCUCCGCGUGUUGAUAAGUUAGAGGAACUGAUGGGCAGGGGUCUCCAUCUGUCAGAUAUCCCCAUCCAUGAUGCCACACGGGAUGUAAUCUUAGUGGGGGAGCAAGCCAAGGCCCAGGAUGGCCUAAAGAAAAGAAUGGACAAACUGAAGGCCACUUUAGAGCGGACUCAUCAGGCCCUGGAGGAGGAAAAAAGGAGAACUGUGGAUCUCCUGUACUCCAUAUUUCCGGGUGAUGUGGCACAGAAACUGUGGCAGGGUCAGCCGGUGCCUGCUCGCAAAUUCGAUGACGUGACCAUGCUGUUCUCGGACAUCGUGGGCUUUACUGCUGUGUGUGCCCAGUGCACACCUAUGCAGGUCAUCUCAAUGCUGAACGAACUGUACACACGCUUUGACUACCAGUGUGGCAUUCUGGAUGUUUAUAAGAUUGAGACAAUAGGUGAUGCCUACUGUGUGGCUGGAGGACUUCAUAAGAAAGUUGAGAGCCAUGCAAAACCAAUUGCGCACAUGGCUCUAAAGAUGAUGGAACUUUCAGAGGAAGUGCUGACUCCGGAUGGAAAACCUAUUAAGCUAAGGAUAGGUAUCCACACGGGUUCGGUGCUGGCAGGUGUGGUUGGGGUUAAAAUGCCUCGUUAUUGCCUCUUUGGGAACAACGUGACUCUAGCCAGCAAGUUUGAAUCAGGGAGUCAUCCAAGGUGUAUAAACGUUAGCCCCACAACCUACCAAUUGUUAAAAGAAGACCGCUCCUUUUCAUUUGUCCCUCGUUCACGACAGGAGCUCCCAGAGAAUUUUCCUAAAGAGAUCCCAGGGACAUGUUACUUCCUGGAGGCAGGGACUUCUCAGAGCCAUGCCUCACUUACCAGCUCUCGUUCGGCUCCUCCAGCCUCUAUGAGGAAAGUCUCCUACAGCAUCGGGACCAUGUUUCUAAGAGAAACAAGUUUGUAGAUCCAUACACAGGUUUUCAUAAUGUGAGUGACUGGAUUUGAACCCUUGGAACAUGCAGGAAGCCACUUCAACAGAUCUUUGGAUAUGCAAAUGCAUCGUGUAAAACCUUCGAUUCAGACCUUUGAGUGAAAUACGCUUUCAUCGAAGGUGAAAAAGAACAACAUGCCCUUAUCUACCCUGAGCAAGGGAGAUAUGCUUCAAAAGACUUGAAGAACAGCAACUGUGCUAGUCUCUCAUCCUUCCCCAAGGAGCUGGACUGAUUGAAUUAAUUUGCAGAGCAACCUUAAUAUAAAACUUAAUGAUCUAGCUGGAUGUCUCAGCUGCAGACCUGGUAUCUCUCUUUCUCCAGUGGUCCUCGCUCCCACAUGAUACCCCAAGCUGGGUCCAGACUGAAACAAAAAGAAAAAAAAAAAGAAAAAAAAUCAGGGAGACAAACCCGGAGAGACAACACUCAUGACCAGUGUUCCACUCAUUAGCCAUAGAAUUGUGCAAACAGAACAAAUCCACUUAACAAAGUGGGUGCUGGGAAAUUCAUUUGUGUGGGUUUUAGAAGAUGGCCACUAAUGUUUGCUGUGCAUUAUGUCCACUUGUGCAAAAAAAAAAAAAAAAAAAAAAAAAAAAAAAAAUGAAGAACAAUACAGCUACCCUGUCUCCUUGUGCAACAAUUCUUAAGUCAUGUUAUGCUUAACCAAAUAUCUGCUAAGUGUUACAUAAAACCCAUCAGUUGGCUGAGAACGAGAGAGAUGAAUUAGAGGCACAAACAAAUAGAUUUACUUUUACAAGGGGUCAACAAAAGACAACAGUCACACUAAUCUGAUUUUACAGCCUUGUCUGCUUUUAACCCACAACAAACUAUAACCAACAAUAAUCUAGCUAUUUUAUUGCAGAUACUUUGUGUAGAACUGAAAAUUAUUCCCAACUCAGUGCCUUUUCACUGCUCAAAUAUAGAUUUAGAUAGUGAAUUUUGUUAUAUAUAGAAAGGAAAAAUACACACAAGGAGUGCUUCAUUUGUCUUAUUUUUCCAUCGUUUUCUUUUUUCUUUAUUUGUGACCAACUUCACUGGAGAGAAUGACAUGUAAAAGGGAAUUGCAUGUGCCAAUAGUUAUAAGCCACAUUUAAACCUACGUUGUUGCACGUCAUGACCAGAACUUUUAGGCAGACAAAGUACCAACUAGUUAUGUGGUUUAUUCUAACAUCAUGAAAAGCUUGCGACAUGAAUGAAGCACUCUUUAUAGACUAAAUAUCUGAAAUUAUAUUUACCUUUUUUUUUCCAGUAAUGCACAGACUUACUAACAUAGUCACUGUAUGUACUUUUUGUAACUUAACGGUAUUUCUUGCCACAGAUGUAGAAAUAUACACUUUUGAAAUUUCAGUGUCAGCAUUUAAAUUCAGGUCUAUUUGUUUGCCAGGGGGCUGAGUGUGACUGACUCAGUAAUAAUCUCAGGCCGUGUCAAAAACAUCAGUGUUGCUCAAUAAUACAGACAUGGUAACAAAAAGAUUUGUCGACUACAUUCUGCAUAUUAAAAUAUUAUAAAUUGUGAGGUGAAUGUUUGGAUAAUUGCAUAGUCAUGGGAGUAAUUUAGAGAGUUAGCUUAUUUUGUUUCCAUCAUAAUGUAAAGUCCUUUAUAUUGCUGACAUUGUUCUUCAUCAGUGCAGUACAAAUCAGACAUGGAGUCCGAAAAAACAGACCGGGGGAAAAUUCAGGAGGGCAUGAAUUUCUAUGAAAUAUUACAUGUCAGUUGAGAUUUUAUUAGUAAACCGAUUUUUUAAUGUCACAACCUAAUUAUUACCAAUUACUGAUGCAAAAUCAUUAAAAAAAAUAAUCAGGGUUAUUUACAUUGACAUGAGUGGUACUGCCUGUGUGUGCUCAUAUGUUCAUGUUAAAUAAUAUAUUUUUCUUUCUUUGUAACAACUGACAAAGCAUCAUAUUAGCUAAACUUAACUGGUAUAAAAGGCCAAAUAUAUUUUUGACCACCACAGGUUUAAAUCCAUGUUUAUAUCACCAAAGUCCAUCAUAAAUGGACAGAAAGUUUAAUGUUGCAAUUUCACAUCUUGUCAAAUGAAAACAUUGUAGCAGAACCUAAAAUAUUAAAUAAAAUGUGCCAAUCUAAUUCAGAGACACCACUUGCACAGGCUUACUGUGCUUUCUGAUUGAAAGUUUGUUUCUUGCUGUUUGUUGUGAGCAUCUGGCCAUAAUCGAAGUGAGACUGACACCAGCACAGCUAUGUCAUAAUCCAUACUAGAGGAAAGGAUUGGAGGACAGGGAUAACAAAAUCAUAAAGAUUUAUUUUUUGACAUGCCAGUUUGAAGCAGUACAAUGUUGUAUUAGGGUUAUCAUGUAAAACAAGUAAAUAAAAUAUAGCUAAGCCAGGAAAGAGUGAAAAAAUCCACAGGAAAAAAAUACAUAAUUUUUUAGUUGAGUAUACUUUUAUACUCUAGAAAUAAUGUGGUAAAACUACAAAAAUGUGGAAAAAUUCAUUUUUUUUAAUAGUCUUAAAUACUCUGACAUUAUCCUAAGAUCACUGCAUUAUGACAUCAUCCUAACAUCUGGACUUUAAAUAGUUCAGAUGCAUGAAGAUUUCUCAUCCAUUCAACCCUGAACUCAUGAGAUGAUGAUGAUGAUGAUGAUGCAUCCACCCAGUUUGUUCUUUGAACCUACUCAAUAUUCUUUGUUUUCCUCAUCAUUCGUAUUACCCACAAUGUCCCUAAUACUGUGUCUUACAGAGGUGAGUUGCCAAGUGGUCUUCUUAUAGUUCAACAUUAGCAUAAUUAACUCCUGCCUGAUGGCAGUAGCAUUAGAAAGCUUGAAAAGCUUGCACAUUUAUAGCUUCCUGUUUAAAGGGUCUAGUAAAAUCUGGCAAUGAAAAGAAUUUUGCUAUUAAAUAAAAUCUUUGUAUAUUUUUAAAGAAUAUUUUUCCAUACGUCUCAUUAGUGCUAUCCAAAUUUACUGUAAACAGAAACAACAACAAAAAAAAGAGCAAUUACUUAUUUCCAAAAUUGCUUGGUGUUGUCUAAACUAUACUGUCGUUUCAUAAUAAAUUCGUUAUAGAACUGUCUAGUUAGUGAAAACCCUGUCAAUGGCAUUAUAGUAUAAGAUUUAUCCAAAACAUCUUAAUUGUAAACAUAGUAGUUACACAUACUAACUCAAAACUAGGGGCCAUGUAUCAGUGGAUCAAUCCUGUAAUCUUAAGCAGUUCUUUUUAUAUACAGUAUGAACUGAUUUAAAGACUCAGUUCAAAUUGUGAGUCAUUAGGUCAUACUGUUGUUACAAAUAGUUUCUUUUGCUCUGUGGCAACAAAGCAAAACUGUCUUGUUAACUAACACCUAUGUAUAAUAACAGUGCAACAUUCAUCCUAUGGUAUGAAUGCAUAAGUGGUUCAGAAGACUAGUGCAAAUAUUUCAAAGGCCACAAAGUAAUUUUUUAAAAAUAAGAACCUUCAGAAAGAUGCCAUAAGUUUAGAAUUUUUAUGUUAUACGUGCAUACUCUGGGUCAUAUUGUGGCAAUGUUAGGGCUAAAACCUUUCCAUAUGGUACACAAUGAUCCAUUAUUAUAAUGAAAACUCCUUUAUUUAUUUAUUUUUUUAAUUUUGUUUAGAGAAAUUUAAAGUGAAUUUCAGACAACAGAAUCCAGUAUCAUAAAGCUGUGAAAAAACCAAAACCAAAAACUGAAACACUGAAUAGACAACUUCUAUCAAAUGGUAUCCAUCAGUAAAAGAAUAUUUUUGGGGACUUUCCAGGAUGAGCCACUAAAUGUAUUUGACAGUAGUGUUAUUGAGCCAGGGUUGGAUUUGUAACGUGGCAGCUCUCAUAUAUAGAUCUGUCACUCUGGCAAUGAUGCAUACAUCCAUUAAUGUUUACCAGAUAAAGCUUGUGUAGCAUAAAUGUAGUGCAGGUGUUGUUUACACUCAGCUUCAGCAAUGCCUAAACUCUGCUUCUAGGCUAAAUAAAGGACAGUGUUAAACCCACACACCGUGUGUCCAAUGCUCCAAGUUUCUAUUCUUUAAUAACAUUGCACAUUCUCCCAAAACCAGUCGUGCUGAUUUGAUGCUGAGGUGUUACAUUUAAUGAUUCUCUACAGUCAUCAUGCACUGCAUGUAGGUGACUCAUACAAGGAUAUACAUCACAGAUGUAACUGGUGGCAAUAUGGCUGAGCUAUGCUCUCUAAGUUGUGUCAAAUAAUGACCAUAAAUAAAUGUCAUGAGAGUGACGUAAGUGUGGGUGUGUUCAGUCUCCUGUGAGAUAAAACCAAAUACAUAACCAUCUGGAAACAUAAAGUCAGACUUUAUAUUUUCUGAUAGAUGGGUACAGUGUAUGUUUUCUUUUCUAGCAUACAGGACAGAUGUGUGUGCUAUUUGUGCAAUAUUUGCCACAAAGCUAAAAUUCGUAAUUCCUAAAACUGCACGAGCAUAAUUUGUGAAUAAAGACUGAAAGAUGGACUAUGAUAAAUCCAAACUGGAUCAUGGAAACUAAGUAAAUUAUAUAAGAGAAAUGCAUUAUAUUUCAGGAAAAAAAAAAUCCCUUUGGUUUUUCUUGUUGACCAGAUACUUGAGGCAAGAGUCUCCCUCCACACACUCAAAGUACAUCUUUUAUCUUCUUUUUUUUGUUAACAAAACUAAAUAUUGUUAUUUUGCCUAUUAAUGUUUUGUUUAAAACUAUUGUCUUCAGCAGUUUCUAGGUUAGCAUGACACUGUCAUUUUUUUGUCAAAAGGAUGUUGCUUCAUCUUGUACGUUGAAUAAGGCAAUGUUAAAAUUAAUCUACUUUCCAAGAUUAGCUUAAUUCCCAGUGAUUAAGAAUUCAGCAGGUGUGGACUGAUGGGAAACUGAUCCCCGUUUGUAUAAUAACAACCUGGUUUUAACUAUGGAAACAAACUUGGUUGAUGUUUUUUAUAAAGUUCUGGGAUUCAAAAAAUAAAUAAAUAAAUAAAUAAAUUCAAAUCUGCUCAACAAUAAACAUUAUUUCACUCAUCUCUAAUCUGUGAAAGACCACCCUUCUGAAAAUAGUAGCGUUCAUUAUACUUGUUCACAAGUUUACUCAUUCUUGUCUCAGAAAUCAGUUUAUUUUUUUGUAUUUUUUUAAAUUAAUUAAAAUUUUCUGCAGUUUGGUGUCUAUUCUGGACAUGAAACCUGUUUGACCCUGUGGCUGGGAUCAGAUGUUAGUUAUACACUGCAGGAGCUUGAUGAUAGAUACUGGUUUCUAACUGACAUUAAGGGCACAUCCUCUGUCUUAUAUAAUGUAAAUAAAAAGACAGCAAGUAUCUUUAUUAGGAAGAAAGCCUGUGGCUCUUUCUGUGAGUCUGUGUGUGUGGUGGAUUGAUCGUGUGACUGAUUUUAGGACACUGAAACCAACAUCAAAGUAAGCAGCAUAUCAAACGGAUGUGUGGCGUUUUGAAUAAACCUGAAGUUCAUACAUUUGUCAACCUUGUGCCGUCCUUUUCAAGAAUACUCAUCAAUACUUAUAAACAACCUGUUACUCAGGAGGAUAACAGCAGAGCUCAUUAAUAAUUUAGUCUUCUUUUUAAAAGUUGCACAUUGUGAACUUGCAUGCUUCCUACCAGCAUAACUACUGAUCAUACUCAUUAUGAUCUUAAUAACGCUACAGCCCACACUUAUGUACUAGUUCAAUAUAAACCCGAUUUUCCUUAAGCCCUAAGUGUGUCAGAUAUGGCUUUGAAUAGACUGUGAACAUCUGAACAGAUUCAGAGCAAGCCUCUGUUACGGUUCAGCUUAAAUAAGAAUUACUAAAAGAAUAAAAGAUUUAUGAUUAAAACACAGAAACAAGGAAGUCUAAGAAAAAUGACACAGCGAAAGAAACAGUCCAUGGAAUGGUGAUCAUGCUUUGGAGAUAAUUUGCCUGCUGAGGAUGGGCUCAUCGUCUAAAACAGAAGAAAGCUUUACCUUCUGCCUCCUGGAGUUCACAGGUUUCCAGUUUUGUGUUUAUAAAUCUGUCAUUUUCUUGCAAAACUGAUGAUGCUCCUGCUCUUCUGAGCACAACUAUUGCAAAGCAAGAAUUAUUUUGCCAAGACCAUUAGCUGAAAUGGGUCGUACUAAAUUUAGCUGCUUGUAUCGAUGUUAUUUGUGUUACUGUUAAAAGACACAUGAACUAAACCUCUUUUUGUCUAAUCUCUUAAAGAAUUGAAGUAUCAGUAUGUAUGUUAUUCAUCCAAGUAACCAGAACGAUGUCUGCUAAAAGUUCAGGAAAACCAAACAAUACAAAUCACAAGCAUUAAUAGACAAAUGUCA
This is a messenger RNA of Melanotaenia boesemani (Boeseman's rainbowfish), 9722 nucleotides long. It is a transcript of the gene gucy1a2, whose product is annotated as guanylate cyclase 1, soluble, alpha 2. Gene Ontology annotation, biological process: cGMP biosynthetic process; response to oxygen levels. Gene Ontology annotation, cellular component: guanylate cyclase complex, soluble. NCBI's taxonomy places the organism in Eukaryota, Metazoa, Chordata, Actinopteri, Atheriniformes, Melanotaeniidae. The record is from RefSeq and is a predicted model, not a curated record. Bases 1065 to 3482 code for a protein of 805 amino acids. The transcript is spliced from 9 exons. Gene Ontology annotation, molecular function: heme binding; guanylate cyclase activity.